UAUAGCGUAUCCACUACAGCUACUUCCCAGCAGCCGCAGGAGAGAGCCCUCUCGAGUGGUUGGCUGCUGUGUGUCCGCCACCGACAGCGCAGGAUCUGGCUGGGUAAGAAGGGAGGCACACCUGCUACCAUGAGCAACCCGUAUGCAUAUCUGGCUGAGCCCCUGGACCCUGAAGAUCCUGAAAACAAAUUCUUUAACUUGCACAAGCUCAAUGACCACAGAUACGAUUCUCUCCCAUUUUCAAUUCGAAUACUGCUGGAAUCUGCAAUUAGAAACUGCGAUGAGUUUUUAGUGAAAAAGGAAGAUGUUGAGAACAUCCUAAACUGGAGUGUCACCCAAUACCAGAAUGUGGAAGUGCCUUUCAAGCCUGCACGAGUCAUCCUACAGGAUUUCACAGGAGUGCCAGCUGUGGUGGACUUUGCUGCCAUGAGAGACGCUGUUAAGAGCCUUGGUGGAGAUCCGGAAAAGAUUAACCCUAUCUGUCCAGCUGACUUGGUCAUUGACCAUUCAAUUCAGGUUGACUUCAACAAAAGGUGCGUAAAAGAGCAGAAUCUGGUCAGUUCGCUGCUCAGCAGGACAAAUGAAAGCCUGAAGCAACUCCAAACUGACAGUAGUGACAGUUUACAGAAGAAUCAAGAUUUGGAGUUUGAAAGAAAUAAAGAGAGAUUUCAGUUUUUGAAGUGGGGCUCACAGGCAUUUAAAAACAUGAGGAUAAUUCCACCCGGGUCAGGAAUAAUUCAUCAAGUGAAUCUAGAACAUCUUGCGAGGGUGGUAUUCAAAUACAAUGCCUUUUACUACCCUGACAGUCUUGUUGGUACCGACUCUCAUACCACAAUGAUUGAUGGCCUUGGAGUCCUAGGCUGGGGAGUGGGUGGCAUUGAAGCUGAAGCAGUGAUGCUGGGUCAGCCAAUCAGCAUGGUUCUUCCAGAAGUCAUUGGGUAUAAGGUGUACGGUGUGCCAAAUCCGCUGGUCACUUCAACUGACAUUGUUUUAACUGUAACCAAGCAUCUGCGACAAGUUGGAGUGGUUGGAAAGUUUGUAGAGUUCUUCGGGCCUGGUGUUGCUGAGCUCUCUAUUGCUGACAGAGCCACUAUAGCAAACAUGUGUCCAGAGUACGGUGCCACUGCUGCCUUUUUUCCAGUUGAUGAUAUCAGCAUACAAUAUUUAAGACAAACGGGAAGAGGUGAGGAAAAGUGCUUAUAUAUUGCAAAGUACCUCAAAGCUGCUGGAAUGUUCAGAAAUUACAGUGAUACAUCUCAAGAUCCUGGUUUUACACAGGUAGUUGAGCUAGAUCUUGGAACAGUAGUUUCUUGUUGCAGUGGCCCCAAACGACCACAGGACAAAGUAGCUGUAUCUGACAUGAAGAAGGAUUUUGAAGCCUGUUUAGGUGCAAAGCAAGGAUUCAAAGGUUUCCAGAUUGCAUCAGAAAAUCAUAAUGCUACAGUUGACUUUGCAUACAGUGAUCAAGAAUUUAAACUGGCUCACGGGUCUGUAGUAAUAGCUGCAAUUACUAGUUGCACCAACACAAGCAACCCUUCUGUUAUGCUGGGCGCAGGACUGCUGGCUCAAAAAGCAGUAGCUGCAGGCCUAAGUGUGAAGCCCUAUGUGAAGACAAGCUUGUCCCCUGGCAGUGGAGUUGUUUCUUACUACCUAAAAGAAAGUGGUGUGAUGCCAUACCUUAGCCAGCUGGGAUUUGAAAUAGUUGGCUAUGGCUGUAUGACUUGCAUUGGAAACAGUGGACCAUUGCCAGAGCAAGUAGUGGAAGCCAUCAUUAAGGGUGAUCUUGUGGCUGUUGGGGUGUUGUCUGGAAACAGGAAUUUUGAAGGACGGGUGCACCCAAAUACCCGGGCCAAUUAUCUGGCUUCACCACUGCUAGUUAUUGCAUAUGCUGUUGCUGGGACCAUAAGGAUAGACUUUGAAAAGGAUCCUCUAGGUGUUAACUCAGAUGGGAAAGAGAUCUUCUUGAGGGACAUUUGGCCCACGAGGCAAGAGAUUCAGGAAGUUGAGCGGAAGUUUGUUAUUCCAGCGAUGUUCAAGGAGGUCUAUGAAAAAAUCGAGAAAGGGAAUGAAUGCUGGAAUUAUUUAAAAGCUCCUAUUGACAGGCUUUAUACCUGGGAUCCCAAGUCAACCUACAUCAAAGCACCUCCUUUCUUUGAUAAUAUAACUCUAGAUCUUCAGCCUCCCAAGUCGAUCAUUGAUGCCUAUGUGCUGUUAAAUUUUGGUGAUUCUGUAACGACAGACCACAUAUCUCCUGCUGGCAAUAUAGCAAGAAACAGCCCAGCUGCACGCUAUUUAACAAGCCGAGGACUCACGCCACGAGAAUUCAAUUCUUACGGGUCUCGCCGUGGCAAUGAUGCAGUUAUGGUCAGAGGCACCUUUGCAAACAUCCGCCUAUUCAACAAAUUCUUGAAUAAGCAGUCUCCGCAGACCAUCCAUCUACCCAGCGGAGAAAUUCUUGAUGUGUUUGAUGCAGCUAAAAGAUACCAGAAGGCUGGUGCUCCUCUCAUUAUUCUGGCUGGGAAAGAAUAUGGGUCUGGUAGCUCCAGAGAUUGGGCAGCAAAGGGACCUUAUCUCCUGGUUCCCCCUCCUGUCACCACUGCAAAAGAUGUCUGCAGCUUAUUCAAAAAGCAAAAUAUUAAAAAAGCUGCAGGCCCAGACCUUUUUUCCUUUUCCACACUCAGACACGGUGCAGAGCAUUUGUCUACAGUAUUUGCAGACAUUUUCAACCAAUCUGUGGAUCUGUGCACUGUUCCUGCCUGCUUAAAGACCUCCACCCUCAUUCCAGUAGCAAAUAAAUCAAUGAUCAUUAUCCUAAAUGACUGCAGACCAAUGGCUUUAAUCUUUGUGGUAAUGAAGACCUUUGAAUGCCUUAUUCUGAAUUUUCUCAAGAAUAGUACAAAAGACUUCCUGAACCCAUUUCAGUUUGUCUACAGAGCCAACCUUUGA
Polypterus senegalus (gray bichir) is the source of this 2946-nucleotide messenger RNA. RefSeq names its product aconitase 1, soluble (gene aco1). NCBI's taxonomy places the organism in Eukaryota, Metazoa, Chordata, Cladistia, Polypteriformes, Polypteridae. Gene Ontology annotation, cellular component: mitochondrion; cytosol. The transcript is spliced from 21 exons. Gene Ontology annotation, biological process: tricarboxylic acid cycle; citrate metabolic process. The coding region runs from base 130 to 2946 and encodes 938 amino acids. Gene Ontology annotation, molecular function: 4 iron, 4 sulfur cluster binding; 3 iron, 4 sulfur cluster binding; aconitate hydratase activity. The record is from RefSeq and is a predicted model, not a curated record.